This is a messenger RNA of Paramecium tetraurelia, 876 nucleotides long. RefSeq lists its product as uncharacterized. The transcript is spliced from 2 exons. Lineage: Eukaryota; Ciliophora; Oligohymenophorea; Peniculida; Parameciidae. Gene Ontology annotation, biological process: protein ubiquitination; ubiquitin-dependent protein catabolic process. Gene Ontology annotation, molecular function: ubiquitin protein ligase activity. The record is from RefSeq and is a predicted model, not a curated record.
AUGAUUUAAAUUGAAUAAUAAGAAAACAUAAGAUAAAAGAAAAAGGUUCGUAACUUAAUUGAAACGUUAGAGAAUCAUUUGAGAUUAGAUGAAAAAAUUACUAAUUUAAAAAUUUAGUUAGAAAAGAUGAGAUUGCAGAUUACAACUUCAACUGAUAAGAAUAGUAUUAAAGAAAAGAUUUCUCAAUUAGAAGUUGCAAUGUUUAAUUAUGAAGAAGAAAAGAAAAUUUCAAAUUAUACUGAUGAAGAAAGAAGCAAAUUACUAGAUAAUAUUAGAAAUAUAAUUCUAUAAAUUAGGCCAUUGCCAUUUUCUUGUGAUAAUAAAAGGCAGAUACAUAAAAACUUAAAAAACUUGAAUAGAUUUGAAGAACACUUUCUCAUUUUAAGAGUGAAGUCAAACAAUGAAAAAUUUGUAAUUGAGGCUUCCAAAAUCCUAAGUUUAGUUUGCGAUAAAAAAAGAGAAAUAAAAAAGGUGAUAGAUCAAUCCAAAGAGAACAGUAAUAAUGAUGAAUCCCAGUAUGGAAAUAUCUUAGAAAAUUAAGCUGAAAUAAAAAUAGUAGAUGAAAAUCAAAAGGUCCACUAGCAAGAAACUCCAACUUUAGGAGGAAAUAUUAUUGAACAAAUAAACCUAGAUAGCUAGAACAAAUUAUUAGAUGAAAAUAUGAUUAAAUAAGAGCCUAUUGAGAUAGGUUAAGAAAAUGAGUAAAUUUGUGAAUCAGAAAAAUGUUAAAUUUGUUUUGCAAAAAAACGAAAAUUUGUUGCUAUUCCUUGUGGACAUUUCAUAUAUUGCUAAGUUUGUAAGGAAUUAGUUAUGCAAAAACUAAAAUGUUUACUGUGCAGAUAGAAUGUGCUCUAAAUGUUUGAAAUAUUUGCAUGA